GGUAGGAUUUUUGGCACCAUCACUACAUGCACAUUGUAUUGCACCUCCCCUACGUAUGCUCACAUCAGAUGCAAGCUUCAAAUGGAUUUUUCUCCUAAUCUCUGCAUUCAAAAUUUAAAAUGAAAUGUCAAUUUUGCUCCAUUUUACAGAUUAUUUUUUACGAGGACAAAAAUUUUCAAGGUCGUAGUUAUGAGUGCAGCAAUGACUGCACAGACCUGCACACUUACUUCAGCCGCUGUAACUCCAUCAGAGUGGAGAGUGGCUGCUUUAUGAUCUAUGAGCGUCCAAAUUAUAUGGGCCACCAGUAUUAUAUGAAAAGAGGCGAGUAUCCCGACUACCAGAGAUGGAUGGGCUUCAGUAGUUCUGUUCGAUCCUGUCGAAUAAUUCCAAUGUACAGAGGUUCAUAUAGACUGAAGAUCUAUGAGAAGGCUGACUACGGAGGUCACAUGAUGGAGUUCAUGGAUGACUGCCCUUGUGUGUCUGAUCGUUUCCAUCAUCGGCAUGUGUACUCCUGUAAUGUGAUGAAUGGAAACUGGAUCUUCUAUGAAUAUCCCAACUACAAAGGAAGGCAGUACUUCCUGAAACCCGGAGAAUACAGGAGAUACCGAGACUGGAGUGCGACCUGUGCCAUUGUGGGCUCCUUCAGACGAGUCACCGAUUAUUAGCCAUUUUUCUUAUUUGUAUGA
Molecule: messenger RNA, 686 nt
Organism: Misgurnus anguillicaudatus (oriental weatherfish)
Lineage: Eukaryota; Metazoa; Chordata; Actinopteri; Cypriniformes; Cobitidae
Product: gamma-crystallin M2
Biological process (GO): lens development in camera-type eye; visual perception
Molecular function (GO): structural constituent of eye lens
Source: RefSeq, a predicted model, not a curated record